UGUUUGCUGCACAAGAUCGGGCCAGAAAGCGACCGUGUCUGGGUGGAUGUAUUCUGCCCGCUUUGGGUGGAUGUAUUCUGCCCGCUUUGCUCGCUUGUUGGCGGCAGAAGCGCUCGGAGUCAUGGUGAAGAGAAAGAAGACGUCGCCCACUUCCGAAGAGCAGGAAAAUGGCAUGACACCGGGCUCCAGGGAGGACAUCGCCGUGGACGGCAGGACACAUCCGUCUAGAAGAGCCGAGGAGGAGAGCGAGGAUUGCGGCACAAAGGGAGACGAAGCCUCGGCUAAACUCAGCCCCGCUUCGAAGUCUCCACCCGGACCCGCUCCCACCCGCCCAGCCCCAGUCCCAGUCCCUGUCCCAGUCCCUGUCCCGGCCUUAGCGGAGUCCAGCACGCCGAGCCACGACCAGCACCAUUUCCUCCGCUCCAGCGUUCGACCUCCCAGCAAAAGGAUCCGGAAGGAUUCCGUGGGCUCGGCCAUCAACGGCCAUGGCGGGGCCAAAGCAAAAGGAGCAGAGAACGGGUCUUCCUCCCAAGGGGCAUUGGGACAGUCCGGACCGGUGGCCAGCUCUACGGGGGUGUCCAAGACCGCCAAGGGGCAAGGGUCUGUUGAGAAGGAGGAGCAAGCUGGGAACCAGAAGAGGGCCCGUCGGCAGUGGGAGUCUUGGAGCGCGGAGGACAAAAACAGCUUCUUCGAGGGGCUCUAUGAGCAUGGCAAGGAUUUUGAGGCUAUCCAGAACAACAUUGCAAUGAAGUACAGGAAAAGAGGAAAGCCGGCCAACAUGGUGAAGAACAAGGAACAAGUCCGCCACUUCUACUACCGCACCUGGCACAAGAUCUCCAAGCACAUCGACUUCGCCAAUGUGUACACCCGAGUGCUGAAGAAGUCCUCCCAGGAGCUGUAUGGGCUCAUCUGCUAUGCCGAGCUACGCAAGAAAGUUGGAGGACUCAUGGAUGACAAGAAUGUGGCCAAGCUGAAUGAACUCAUCCAGCAAGGGGCCACCACUGUGCGCUCCAAAGGCAGGAACCUGCGUAUCAAAGCCCCCAUGUGCCGUGCCUUGAAGAAACUUUGUGACCCAGACGGAGUAAGUGACGAGGAGGACCAGAAGCCGGUGCGCUUACCACUGAAGGUGGCGGUGGAGCUUCAGCCGCGCAGCAACUACUCCUGGGCCCGCGUUCACAGUCUAGCGUACAACCCUCGCCUCAGGAUGGUGGUGGAACUUCACAGGAAGGUUUCCAGCCUCAUUGAAUUCCUGAAACAGAAGUGGGCCUAUCAUGACCAGAGGAUUAUGAAGAGUCUGCUAGAAAGGGAAGCUUUGGGGGAGGCUCCGCCCCCUCCAGACGAACUCUUUCUUUUCCCGGCUGAGAGCAGCACCCUGACCACGCUACCCGGGGUUUCCCGCGUGGUUCACUCCAAGGCCUCUUGCACGGUUCACUGGCAAGAAAGCGGCAAGACGCGGCCCAACGCCAAGGAGCUACCCACCGCUCAGAUCCUGGGCAUCCACACGGCCGCGCCGCCACGGACCGGCGCCAAAUCGGCACGAGGAACCCCAGGUUCAGUCUCGGUGACCCCGCAGAACGACUGUCGUAAAACCGAGCCCCCCGGCGUUGAAACGUGGUCUGACGGUUCUGUUAAGGCGGAGGAGAAGAAGCCUUCCACUCUGUCGCCUUCUCAGCAGGCGGCCAUUCCCAGAGAGGAGGCGAGCGGACUUUUUGAGGAGGCCGGUGGUGGCCUGGCUGGGACCAAAACCAUGGAUAACUUGUGUAGCGGUGCAGAGAGCUGCCUGGACCAAUGCAGGGAGGAGCAGGUCUCCUCCGGCCAAACUCCUCCAGCCAAGCUCUCCAUGGGCGGCCCAGAGGACGCCAAGGAGAGAAGUGUGCAGCAGAUCAGGGAGGAUGGCUGGAACGUCCGUGACGCAGAGAACGUGACGCUGGCAGAGCUCUACCUGAUGUUCGGCAAGCCUGGCAAGCUGCAGCUGGAGUACGAGUGGCAGUCACUCGCACAUCCUCACCAAGACGGAGCAGUGUCCUCGCAGCCCAGACUACGCGGGAAACAACGUGUCUUAAGCUGCCUGCUGAGACUGGUCACCAGCGAGAUCAACCCCAAACCUUUGGCUCCAGAGCUGUGCUCCACAGGCACGUGUCCUCAGGAGGAGCACAGCCCUCCAGGAAAAGGCCCCACGGCAGGCGUGCGCAGCCCCAACUACGGCCGGCUGCAGGCAUCUGUCCGAGGGGGCAGGUUACACCAGCCAAACACCUCAGGUGCACGGAACCUUCCCCGCUCCCUGCUCUGCUCCUCGGCAGCGGCCAGCGACUCGGAAGGCAACGUGUUUGCAGUGCCCACCACCCUCCCCCCCAACAGUUCCCGCCACAACCGCAUGUUCUCCCCCAACAAGGAGGCGGAGCUGGCCUUGAGGCAGCAGCUGGACUCCAUCAGUAUGCAGUCUGAUCUUUUCCUGUCAAGACCAAGAAAACCUCGAAACAGACAACUCCGGAAGCCACUUGUCGUUCAGCGAACUCUUCUACCGCGAACCACAGGAGACACUCCUCAGCACGUCUGCUCCUUCUCCAUCCUCUCCAACUCCUCUGCCACAGGAACUGGCUCUUUCCGGCCAAUUCAGACGCGGCUGGCUCCUACCUCACGCCCUCCACCGUCCAUAUCUUCUUCUCCUGCAGGGACCAGCCAGCUGUCCAGUGCUAUCGACCUGGCAGCUAAGACGGCUGGCAUCAUCCCUGCCAGUCCUUGUCGGGGGCCACAUUCUCCCACGCCCAUCCCUGCCAGUCCUUGUCGGGGGCCACAUUCUCCCACGCCCAUCCCUGCCAGUCCUUGUCGGGGGCCACAUUCUCCCACGCCCAUCCCUGCCAGUCCUUGUCGGGGGCCACAUUCUCCCACGCCCAUCCCUGCCAGUCCUUGUCGGGGGCCACAUUCUCCCACGCCCAUCCCUGCCAGUCCUUGUCGGGGGCCACAUUCUCCCACGCCCAUGCUGCCCUCUGCACAGCUGCUGGAUGCUGAACAACACCUGCAGCACCACCUGCCGGAG
This is a messenger RNA of Entelurus aequoreus (snake pipefish), 3037 nucleotides long. RefSeq names its product cramped chromatin regulator homolog 1 (gene cramp1). The annotation marks the transcript as partial. Gene Ontology annotation, molecular function: chromatin binding. The record is from RefSeq and is a predicted model, not a curated record. Lineage: Eukaryota; Metazoa; Chordata; Actinopteri; Syngnathiformes; Syngnathidae. Gene Ontology annotation, cellular component: nucleus. Gene Ontology annotation, biological process: pattern specification process. The transcript is spliced from 16 exons.